This is a messenger RNA of Gossypium arboreum, 3945 nucleotides long. RefSeq names its product F-box/LRR-repeat protein 15-like. Gene Ontology annotation, molecular function: protein binding. Lineage: Eukaryota; Viridiplantae; Streptophyta; Magnoliopsida; Malvales; Malvaceae. The record is from RefSeq and is a predicted model, not a curated record.
AAUGCAAAAUCUCAAAAUCUAUACAAGAGAGGAGUAAUAAUAAUUUUAACCUAUUUUUCCUUAACAAAACUUAAAGCAUUGGGUUCUUUGUUUCUUCUUUCUUUUUUUUUUUGAAAAAUCACUCAGAUUAUUUAAUCAAUUAGCGCCGGUCCAUUUGUUUAUUUUCAUGCUUGCUAAAAAAGAAGUGAAUUUUACUUUACUAGACCAGAUCCGGUGAUGUUCGUUGCCCUCUCUGUAUAUUUUACAUCUCCGUCUCUUGGUUCGUACGUAUCAAUCGAUUCUUCUUUGGAUUUUCUAAAAGAUUGAACUUUCGAAAUCUUCUUUUUUUUUUUUGGAAAAUUUUCUAGGGUUCCUAAGAGGCCGGAGCUUUUUUUCUUUUUUUGGGGGGGGGGUGGAUGAUGGAAGGUGUAAGGUGGUGAGUUAGGGGUUUAUAUUGUUUUCGUGGAGGGUUUGGUCCAUGAGGAUUUAAUACUGCCUCUGGUUUAUCGACGACGAAGAAGACAACCAUGAAGGGAGGGUUUUUGGCAAAUGCUGACGACAUUGAGGAGAAUAUUGUAAAUGACGGCGACGAAUAAGCUCCCGCCAGUGUCACCGUCGCCCCAGAUCGAUUUGCAUUCUCCGUAAACAGAACACUUAACAGUCGACGACAGAGACACGAGACAUUCCUGUUGUUUGAAGAAAUGUCCGCCGCCAUGAGGUGCGGUGGCAAUUGGGUUGAUGCUAAGUCGCUCCCAUUGGUUGGCUGCUCGCGUCCUUCCCAGGGUGAGACUAGCGCCUCCGCUUCAACUGCCGUUGAAGAUUCUGACUACCAUGAUUCGCACCAUAAACGAGCCAAAGUCUACACUGUUUAUCAGUGAGUUAACUGGACAAAUGUAGGCAAAAUUAGUUAAGAAAUUAAUUUGUUGCGGUAUUCUGCAAAGUUUUUCACUGCAGUGAGAGCACUUCUUACUCAUUAGUACCGAGAGAGUAUAAUAAUAACCAAUGCUCAUCGAUUUCAUCCAAUAAAGGGGUAUUUUAUCACAAUUUCAUGUUGAAUAGUGGGAGUGAUGGGCAUCGUUUUGAUGGUAAUGGUGGGAAAGAUGAGGAAAAUGAGGGUGAUUUGAGAGCUGAAGAUUCUGAAAUUCGAAUGGAUCUGACCGACGAUUUAUUGCAUAUGGUGUUCUCGUUCUUGGAUCAUCGGAAUCUUUGCAACUCAGCCAUGGUUUGUAGGCAGUGGCGAUCUGCUAGUGCUCAUGAGGAUUUUUGGAGGUGUUUGAACUUUGAAAACCGGAGUAGAUCUCUUGAAAAAUUUGAGGACAUGUGUCAACGAUAUCCUAGUGCCACUGAAGUGAAUCUGAGUGGAACUCCAAUUAUCCACCUUCUUGUUAUGAAAGCUGUCUAUUCGUUACGAAAUCUGGAGGCUUUAACAUUGGGAAAAGGCCAACUAGGUGAUGCUUUUUUCCAUGCGUUGACCGAGUGUAGUAUGUUGAGGAGUUUGGAUGUGAAUGAUGCUAUUCUUGAUGAUGGUGUUCAAGAGGUACUUAUUAACCAUGAUCGAUUAUGUGAUCUGAAAUUAACUAAAUGCCGUGUGAUGCGUAUAUCCAUCAGGUGCCCACUACUAAAAAGUUUGUCUUUGAAACGCAGUAAUAUGGCACAGGCAGCCCUUAAUUGUCCUCUUUUAAAUCUGCUUGAUAUAAGUGCUUGCCACAAACUUACAGAUGUAGCAAUCCGUUUGGUAGUGACCUCUUGCCCCCAAUUAGAGUCUUUAGACAUGUUAAAUUGUUCUUGUGUUAGCGAUGAACCAUUGCGGGAAAUAGCUCUCACUUGCUCUAAUCCUCAUGUUCUGAAUUCGUCAUAUUGUCCUAACAUAUCACUUGAGUCUGUAAGACUACCGAUGUUGAAGGUUCUUAAGCUUGACAACUGCGAGGGUAUCACUUUGGCUUCAAUGGCUGCAAUAGCUUAUAGUUAUAUGUUGGAGGAGUUGGAGCUUGAUAAUUGCCACAUGUUGACAUCAGUGUCAUUGGAUCUUCCUCGUUUGCAGAAAAUUCGACUGGUUCAUUGUCGAAAAUUUGCUGACUUGAAUUUUCAAAGUUCCACGCUGUCAUCCAUAACAGUGUCCAAUUGUGUCGCACUCCGUUGCAUUAGCAUCAGUUCAAAUGCACUUCAAAAAUUAGCACUGAAGACGGAAAAUUUGACAAUAUUGGCACUGCGGUGUCAAGGCUUGCAAGAUGUAGACCUCACAGAUUGUGCAUCUUUGACAAAUUCUAUUUGCAAUGUCUUUAGUGAUGGUGGUGGAUGCCCUAUGUUAAAAUCAUUGGUUCUGGAUAAUUGUGAGAGCUUGACAGCAUUGCAGUUCUCCAGUACAUCUUUAGUCAGUCUUUCGCUGGUUGGUUGUCGUGAUAUUUCUACUCUUGAUCUUGCAUGUCCUUGUCUUGAGAGGAUUUUCUUAGAUGGUUGUGAUCAUCUGGAAAGAGCAUCAUUUUGUCCUGUGGCUCUCCGGUCACUUAAUCUUGGAAUAUGCCCCUAAUUGAACACCCUCAGAAUCAAUGCUCCAGAUCUGGUGUCACUUGAGCUCAAAGGAUGUGGUGUCUUAUCUGACGCAACCAUAAACUGUCCUCUACUAAUCUUGGAUGCUUCCUUUUGCAGCCAGCUUAAGGAUGAUUGCUUAUCUGCAACAACUGCUUCCUGCUCUCUGAUCAAGUCAUUAAUAUUGAUGUCUUCCCCGUCUAUUGGUUCUGACGGUCUUUACUCUCUGUGCUGGCUUCCAAAUUUAACAACACUUGAUUUUUCGUAUACCUUUUUGAUAAAUUUGCAGCCAGUUUUUGACACUUGUUUUCAUCUUAAGGUGCUAAAGUUGCAAGCUUGCAAAUAUCUCUCUGACUCAUCAUUGGAACCUCUUUACAAGGAAGGUGCUUUGCGAGAACUCCAGGAUUUGGAUUUGUCAUAUGGUACCCUCUGCCAAUCUGCCAUAGAGGAGCUUCUUGCAUAUUGCACACACCUUACUCAUUUGAGCUUGAAUGGAUGUAUAAAUAUGCAUGACUUGAAUUGGGGUUCUGUUGAUAGCCGAUUCGAGUUUCUUAGUGUACAUAAUGGAUCUACUAUGUUUUAUUUUGAGAACAUCAAUGAGCCAGUCAAGCAAGGGAACCGUUUACUGCAGAACCUGAACUGCGUAGGUUGUCCUAAUAUUAGGGAAGUGGUCAUCCCACCAGCAGCACGUUGUUUCCACAUGUCAUCCCUAAAUCUUUCUUUGUCAACCAAUUUAAAGGAAGUUAAUCUUGUUUGUUUCAGUUUGUCCUUUCUUAAUCUAAGCAAUUGUUGCUCUUUGGAAGUUUUGAAGCUAAGGUGUCCUAGACUGACUAGUCUCUUUCUUCAGUCUUGCAACAUUGAGGAAGAAGCAGUUGAAAGUGCUAUAUCACAGUGUAGCAUGCUGGAGACUCUGGAUGUUCGCUUUUGUCCGAAGAUUUGCUCAACGAGCAUGGGGAGGUUACGUGCAGUUUGUCCCAGUUUGAAGCGUAUUUUUAGUAGCUUGUCACCUGCAUGAUGUGAAUGUGAUGAAAGAAGUUUUAUUUCCCUUGGCAAGUGGAUAUCACCUCAAGUUAUUGGCAGCAACAACGGCAUGAAGGAAUUACAACGGGGGAAGGUUGGGAGCUGUCCCCACGGAAUUCCUAAACUACAUUGGGUUUGUAACAAGUUGUUGAGUAAAGUUUUGCUCCCCCCACAACAAAAGGAGUUAAUUAACUUCGUUAUUUUUUAUUGUGUUAUUUAACAUAAAAGAAGGCAAAAUAGUAGGCUAUGACUUGGCUCUGAAGCAACUGCAAAAAAUGGCAGUAUCAUUAUUGCUUGGGUCAACAAGAAUAAUAAUUUAACGUACAGAGAGUUAAGUAGAGACCCAACCGAUGGCAUUUUAUCCACAGGAAAACUGAAAACGGUCUUAUCCGUCAGUAUAUGCGUUUUAAAAUUCACAAA